Phytophthora nicotianae INRA-310 is the source of this 1791-nucleotide messenger RNA. RefSeq lists its product as hypothetical. Gene Ontology annotation, biological process: regulation of transcription by RNA polymerase II; chromatin remodeling. Bases 1 to 1791 code for a protein of 596 amino acids. The transcript has 4 exons. Gene Ontology annotation, cellular component: nucleus. Gene Ontology annotation, molecular function: zinc ion binding; chromatin binding; protein binding. The record is from RefSeq and is a predicted model, not a curated record. Lineage: Eukaryota; Oomycota; Peronosporomycetes; Peronosporales; Peronosporaceae.
AUGGCGGGCAAGAGCGAUUCCGCGCGACGCAGCCACACCAAGAAGAGCAAGUCUAAGGGCGCCAAGGACUCGGCCACUGCCGCGCAAAAGGCGCCUCCGAAGGCUGAGGCUACAGAAGCCAGUGUUAGUGAGCCGCCCCCGGCCAAGCCUGCGGCCAUGAAGACCAAAUUCUGCCUCAACUGCCAGAAGGACCUGACGCGCAACAUCCGCAUCACAUGCGCCGAGUGCAAAUCUCAACCGCCUUUUGAGUUAUGUGUUGAGUGUUUUGCCGUGGGUAUUGAGUUGGGCGAGCACAAGAAGAACCACAAGUACACGGUCUCGGACUGUUUGGCCUUCCCCAUCGUCUACGAGCCGCCUACAGCUGAGAGCGCGACAUCGACACCUGCAGCGAUCGGUACCAAUGCUGCAGCCUUUCCUACUACCAGCAAUGACACUUCCAAUGCUGUAUGGACAGCGGACGAGGAGUUGUUGCUGCUCGAGGGCAUCGAGAUGUUUGGCAUGGGCAACUGGAAGGACAUUGCCGAGCAUGUCGUUACCAAAAGUGAUAAGAAGUGUGAAAAACAUUAUCUAACGGCCUAUUUGGGCUGGAAAGACCUUAUGCCUCGGUUCAUUGGCGAUGAUAUUGAGGAGAACAAGGAUGAGGAGAACAAGAGCGACAAGCAGUUGAGUACUGAGGACAAGGCGGCUGAGAUGAAUGCAGCCUCGGAUAAUGUGGUUAGAGGUGCGCCAGGAGAGAGGAACGGGCCCAGUCAAUUGGCUGGGUACAUGCCGCUACGUGGAGACUUUGACGUUGAAUACGACAAUGAAGCCGAGAUGAUUCUGGCUGAUAUGGAGUUCUCGGAGGGAGAUCACCCCGCUGAACGUGAGUUGAAGCUGAAGGUUAUUCAGAUUUACAACCAGAAACUGGAGAAGCGCAUGCAGCGCAAGAAAUUCGUAGUAGAGCGAGGGCUGUUGGAUUACAAGCUGCACCAGCACACGGAGCGUAAGCGACCGAAAGAGGAGCGUGAGUUGCUGGCUCAAGUUCGGCCGUUCGCGCGGUUUCAAACCCCGGGAGAUCACGAUAACUUUGUGGAGGGCUUGAUCACAGCCAUGAGACUCAAGAAACAGAUUCUGCUGCUGCAGGAGUACCGCAAGAACGGUGUCAAGACGCUGGCUGAGGCAGAACUUUACGAUGCGGAGAAGAAGAAGCGCGAGCUGGAUCAGGCGAUCCAGAAGCAGCGUGAUAGUGCCUCUUAUUUAUACGAGUCGGGUCGGACAACAUCGAGCCGCGAUCGUGCUAACAGGUGGCAGAACCGGGAACAGGGUGGGAGUAGCGAUGCAAGUGGCGAGAGUUCUAGAACGAGAGGAUCCAGUGCAGGUGCGCUCAACGCGAUUGCAGCAACCUUUUCCAUUGAAGGUACACCAGGAUGCCAUUUGUUGACUCCGAAGGAGAAGGAAUUGUGCUCCAAGCUGAAGUUACUACCGAAGCAUUAUUUGGUGAUCAAAGACGCGUUGGUUCGCGAGUGUUAUCGGUUGGGUUACUUGACUAAGAAGAUGGCCAAGGAGACUGUCCAGAUAGAUGUGAACACGACUGGUCACGUUUACGACUUUUUCGUCAAGUGUGGCUGGGUAAAGUCGGAGAAUGCUACUCCGACAGUUUCUUCCUCCUUGAAAACCAAGAGUCCUAAGAAGGGCAAGAAGCCUGCGGUGGAGGCUGUCAAUAGCGCGUUAGUAAUAGCAAACAAGGAGGGGCAGUCUGUGACUCCAGCCAAGCGUAAAGCGGCCGAGAUGGAAGCAGGCACGAAAUUGUGA